Messenger RNA from Gekko japonicus, 2584 nucleotides. RefSeq names its product neuroligin 2 (gene NLGN2). The transcript is spliced from 6 exons. The coding region runs from base 110 to 2584 and encodes 824 amino acids. The record is from RefSeq and is a predicted model, not a curated record. Gene Ontology annotation, biological process: presynaptic membrane assembly; chemical synaptic transmission; neuron cell-cell adhesion. Gene Ontology annotation, cellular component: cell surface; synapse; postsynaptic specialization membrane. NCBI's taxonomy places the organism in Eukaryota, Metazoa, Chordata, Lepidosauria, Squamata, Gekkonidae. Gene Ontology annotation, molecular function: neurexin family protein binding; signaling receptor activity.
GUUUCCUCUUCCUCCUCCACUUCUGCUUGGGUCGCCUCCAUUUCUUUCUCUCCCCCUUCUGUGAGGAAUACUCUUUCCCCUACCCAGCAUCCUUUGCCCUACGGCCGCCAUGUUCCUCGCACCCUUGAGUGUUGCCCUUCGGGUGCUGAAUGUCCGGACGGGCUCCGCCCUCUUCUUCUGGCUCUUGGGGCUGGCUCUCCACACGUUGCCCCUCUUGGGGCAGAAACCCGAGGACAAGUAUCCCAUAGUGCCCACCAAUUAUGGCAAACUCCGGGGGAUCAAGAAGGACCUGAACAACGAAAUCCUCGGCCCCGUCGUGCAGUACCUCGGGAUCCCGUACGCCACGCCGCCCGUCGGGGAGAGACGUUUCCAGCCGCCUGAGGCACCCGCUUCCUGGUCUGAGGUGCGCAACGCCACAGCUUUCGCUCCUGUCUGCCCGCAGAACAUUCAUGGCAUGCUGCCCGGGAUUAUGCUGCCCGUCUGGUUCACCGACAACCUGGAGGUAGUGGCCGGCUACGUCCAGAACCAGAGUGAAGAUUGUCUCUACCUCAACAUUUACGUGCCCAUGGAGGACGGUAAGAGCAAGGGGGGUGACCUUUCACCCCAUACUGGGCGCUCCCAGGAGAAGGGGCUUUUCGACAUCCGAGACAGCGGGAAGAAGCCGGUCAUGCUGUUCAUCCAUGGUGGAUCCUACAUGGAGGGCACGGGGAACAUGUUUGACGGCAGCGUCCUGGCUGCGUACGGCAAUGUGAUUGUCGUGACCAUGAACUACCGGCUCGGCGUGCUGGGCUUCAUGAGCACAGGGGACCAAUCAGGCAAGGGGAACUACGGCCUUCUGGACCAGAUCCAGGCCCUGCGGUGGCUGAAUGAGAACAUUGGCCACUUUGGGGGCGACCCCGAGCGGAUCACCAUCUUUGGCUCGGGAGCGGGGGCUUCCUGCGUCAACCUUCUCAUCCUGUCCCACCACUCGGAAGGUCUCUUCCAGAAGGCCAUUGCCCAGAGUGGCACAGCCAUUUCCAGCUGGUCGGUGAAUUACCAGCCUCUCAAAUACACCCGCAUGCUGGCCUCCAAGGUUGGCUGCGAUCACAUGGACACGGGGGACACGGUGGAGUGCCUUCGGCGCAAGCCCUACCGAGAGCUGGUCGACCAGGACAUCCAGCCGGCACGCUAUCACAUUGCCUUUGGCCCCGUGGUGGACGGGGACGUGGUUCCGGAUGACCCAGAGAUCCUGAUGCAGCAGGGGGAGUUCCUCAACUACGACAUCCUCAUCGGUGUCAACCAGGGAGAGGGCCUGAAGUUUGUGGAGGACUCCAUGGAGAACGAAGACGGCAUCUCCGCCAGCUACUUUGACUUCACCAUCUCCAACUUUGUCGACAACCUCUACGGCUACCCGGAAGGCAAGGACAUCUUGCGGGAGACCAUCAAGUUCAUGUACACGGACUGGGCCGACCGGGACAACGGCGAGAUGCGCCGCAAGACCCUCCUGGCGCUUUUCACCGACCACCAGUGGGUCGCGCCUGCCGUGGCCACCGCCAAACUUCACGCUGAGUACCAGUCGCCCGUCUACUUCUACACCUUCUACCACCACUGCCAGACUGACACUCGGCCCGAGUGGGCUGAUGCUGCCCACGGGGAUGAGAUCCCCUACGUCUUCGGGGUGCCCAUGAUCGGCGCCACGGAUCUCUUCCCUUGCAAUUUUUCCAAGAACGACGUCAUGCUGAGCGCCGUGGUCAUGACCUACUGGACCAAUUUUGCCAAGACCGGGGAUCCGAACCAGCCCGUGCCCCAGGACACCAAGUUCAUCCACACGAAGCCCAACCGCUUUGAGGAAGUAGUGUGGACCAAGUUCAACACGAAGGACAAGCAGUACCUCCACAUCGGCCUCAAGCCCCGGGUGAGGGACAACUACCGGGCCAACAAGGUGGCUUUCUGGCUGGAGCUGGUGCCCCACCUCCACAACCUCCACGAGCCCCCCCACACGUCGACGACCACCCGCAUCCCGCCUUACGGCACCCGGUGGCCCAGCACGCGUGUGGGGCCCAGCACCACCCGCCGUCCCGUCCCGACACUUCCUCCUGACGAAGACGACGUGGGCCGGUCUCAGCACUACGUCCCCUUCCCGGGGGACUCGCGGGACUACUCCACCGAGCUCAGCGUCACCGUGGCGGUCGGGGCCUCCCUGCUCUUCCUCAACAUCCUGGCCUUUGCCGCCCUCUACUACAAGCGGGACAAGCGGCACGAGCUGAGGACCGGGCGGCGCCUCAGCCCCCAGCGGAACGCGGCCAACGACCUCGUCCAUGGCGGCCAGGAGGAGGAGAUCAUGUCCCUGCAGAUCAAGCACUCGGAACACGAUGCCCACGACCUGGAGCCGCUCCGGCCCCACGAAAUCCUACGCCCCGCCUGCCCUCCCGACUACACGCUGGCCCUGCGCCGGGCGCCGGACGAUGUCCCCCUGAUGACCCCCAACACCAUCACCAUGAUCCCCAGCACCAUCACGGGGAUGCAGGCCCUGCACCCCUUCAACACCUUCCCCACCGGACACAACAACACCCUCCCCCACCCUCACUCCACCACCCGUGUAUAG